AUCUUUCUCACAGUCACCCCUCACCCGGCACUUGCAUAUCUCUAGGAAGAGGAACGUUUCUUAGGGUUUGCACUUAGCACAAAACGUUGAUAUUUUCUUCAUCGGUGAAAUCUCCCUGCUUAUAAUUUUCUCAUCUUCAGUAAACCUCGAAAUUGAUGUACUGAAUUUGCCUCCAAUUUCGUCUCUCCGAUGCGUUCCUGCAAGAAUUGCGGCAGCAGGUCCCUUUUCCGUGACGAUGUCUCCGGCAACCUGAUUUGCUCCUCCUGCGCUAUUGUUCAGGAAUUUGACAACUACGAGGCCCAGCUUUGCGAUAUCAAUGGUCCACAGGGCACAUUCGUCCGCGUUGGAACCUCAGAUUCAGGUGGCGUUCUGAAUUACAAAGACAAGAAAAUCUUUGAGGCUCAAAAAAUUAUUGAAGAUGUUACGUUUAGAUUAGGAUUGACUCCUUCCAAAUCCAACGACGUUAGGCUUUUAGUAUCGACGAUUACAGAAGGUGAGUAUGGACUAGGUGGGUGGUUCCCAAUUCUCGUUGGUGCUUGUGCUUAUGUUUCCAUGCGUAAGGAUAAUAUUCCAUUACCAAUGUCGGAGGUUGCAUCGACCAUUGAAUGUGAUAUUCAUGAACUUGGCAGAAUGGUUCUCAGAGUUGUCGAUUUUUUGGAUUUUAAAGGGCUUGAGUUCCCGGUGUUUAAUAUUGUGGGGUCAUUAGAGCGGGCGGGAAGGAAUUCACCGUCUUUCUCAAGAGUAGAAGCAGAUACAAUGGAGAGAAUGGUUAAGCAAGAAAUCUUGAUGUUACAGUGUGCUAUGAAAUGGUUCCUGACAACUGGGCGGCAACCACUAUCUAUGGUGGCUGCUGUGUUGGUUCUAAUGUCAGAAUUGAAUAACGUUGAAGUCAGUAUUGACAAUGUAGCAAUGAAGGUUCAUGCCAAUGUUUCUACGAGUAAGAAGAGGUACAGGGAACUUUUGCAGGCACUUGUGGAGGUUGGCAAAAAGUUGCCUUGGGGAAAGGUUGUGAAGAAUGCACCUUUCGUGAUCCAGUAUAUGGAGUUGAAAUCAAUGUCAAAUGCUGGUGCUAAGGGGAAGAAUUCAGAGAAUGUGGGGAUUGAUUUGCAGGACGCAGUAAACGAGUGUUUAAGAAAAGAGUUUGAGUAUGGGAGUGAAGUUAAUAAUUUGGAAGAUGAUUCUCAGUACUUUGAGUUACAGAGCAAGAGUAGGCUUGAUGAAUCGAGUUGUGACUAUAGGAACAAGCUCAACAUUUCACAUGAAUGUUUAUCCUUGAUUUAUAACAAGUUUUUGAAUGAAAUGGAUCAUCUCAGGUAAUCGGGUGAGAUUGUAGAGGUCUAUGGAAGAAAGCAGGGAAGAAAAGCUGAUUUUCCCUCCGGUACAGAGUGGUGGGAGGGAAAAUCAGAAUUAAGCAAAAAGCUUCUAUUACAGCAAUUAUUGGAGAUUGAUGUAGGGUUGAAUGGUAUCCCGCCAUCAUUUGUUUCUAGUUGCAAUGCAUACAAAAGGAGGAAGGAGAAAAUAAAUGCUGCCAAUAUUCGAAUUCAGAGGAUCAUGGUUCCCUCAAAUGCUACGAAUAGUGAUGUAAAUACUGGGAAGAAAAGAAGGCGAAAGGGAGCUAAUGGCAUAGUAUGGGAAGAUAUAAUAAUGGAAACCCUUCUUCUUCAUGGCGUGAAAGAGGAGAAAAUUGAGAAGGGUCAUUACAAUGUCUUGCUGGACUUGCAUGUAUUCAAUUCUUGAAAUUCUUAGAGGUUUUCUGCUGUUAAAAAUGUAUAGAAACGAGUUUAUAGGUAUGUGUAGUAGGAGAUGAAGUGUACAGUUUUCAGCACGAUUUUUAUUAUAUUGUCUAUAACAGAAAGAGAAGUUAUUUCUCGUUUGAAUGUGUUGAUUGAUAAAGAUUUGGGCCAUCUAUAUGAACGCAAGAGGAACGUGAGUUUAUAACUAUAAUCAUAGCUUGGGAAUUCUGGCUGGAAAUACAUGUAGUUAAUUGGACUAUCAAGCAACUCCUCCUUGUUUCUAAUUGUUGUUCUUUUUUGUUCUGGCGAACCACGUAAAAGGUCAAUCAGGAUUUCCUUCUGUUCUGCCCUUGCCAGAGGCUCUCUGAACGUGAAUGAUUCAAUACUCUUGUAAAUUUAUGUCAUUGGAAGGAUUCUCCUGAAGGUGUUGACCAUGGCAAUUGUUUCAAGUAACUGCCAUGCAUUUUCUAUCAUUGUUUCCCAGAGAGAGAAAGCGAGGCCGGCUUGUAAUGCAUAUAAAUCGACCGUUGCUUCUCUUCAUCUUCCUUAUAGACUUGUUUUGUUCUCUCUUUAACCGAGAUAGCUUCUUCGCGCCCCUCUUCUAUUGCUAUACUGACAUGACGAUAACAGAGAUGAGAGUUCACAUGGACUGCCGGGGAUGUGAAAAACAAAUAAGGAAAGCUCUAGAAAAUCUAGAAGGUGUGGACGAUGUGAUAAUAGAUUUGAGCAUGCAGAAGGUGACUGUGAUGGGAUGGGCGGAGCAGAAGAAGGUUCUGAAGGCAGUGCGGCGGAAUGGGCGGACGGCGGAGCUGUGGCCGUACCCUUAUAACCCUCAAUAUCACGGUUUCAUCCACCAUUAUCAAUACCUUAACUCUCCUCAGCAUCAGCCUCAAACUAAACCAGUCGUCACCUACAAUUCACUGCCUUCCUCUUCAUCACGCAAGCACAAGCUGACACAGGAGUAUGAUAGCAGCCACCACGACGCCAGCAGCAGCGGACUCGCUGCAGAUUAUGGCUAUUAUUACGAGACACCACCCUUUUCAACCAUCGAUGAAGAUGUUGGUGCCAUGUUCAGUGAUGAGAACCCCCAUUCUUGUUCUAUUAUGUGACAGCAGGGGAGCUAUCCAGGCAUUAUGUGUAAUGUGUAUAAUAUAUAUGUAUGAUCAAACUUUUGUAUUGUGUAUAUAUGUAAAUCAGCGAGGCAAGUGUUUAAAUAGUCUUUAGUACAUCGUUUUGUUCAGUAAUGAAAACUCUCUGUUGGCUUCAA
Messenger RNA from Momordica charantia (bitter melon), 3000 nucleotides. The record is from RefSeq and is a predicted model, not a curated record. Lineage: Eukaryota; Viridiplantae; Streptophyta; Magnoliopsida; Cucurbitales; Cucurbitaceae.